AUGGGUGCAUUUCUCCCACGGGACAUUUGCAACUUUGAUGAAUCACCAAUAUCCUUGUUUGGUGAUCAAACUAGUCGAACUUUAAAUUACGUUAAUGUGGAUAACGAAGUGGAAAAUCCUAUUUGUUCAAAACGUUUUGCAACUGUGAUUCUCACGAUUUUUCCCAAAGGAAAUGAUCGAGUUGGUCCUACAUUGUUAUUCAGGGGUAAAGGUCGUAUAUCCAGUCAAGAAACCAACCAAUAUUCAAAAAAUGUCAAAGUUUUCUUUACUCAAAAAGCGGCGAUGAAUACCGAAACCAUGCACAAAUUCGUCGAUUACUGGUAUGGUCAAAUAAAUGAUGGUAAUCCAAAACUCAUGAUCACCGAUUCCUAUGGUUGUCAUUUAAACUCGCAAGUUACACAAAGUCUUCGUCGAAAAAGUGUUGUUGUUGCAGUAGUUCCCAAAGGUUGCACACAAUACUUGCAAUUGCUCGAUACACUUGUCUUCUCAACAUUCAAAUCUAAUUAUUUCAAUGCAACCGAGGAAUUUCUUGAAAAGAAUGGAAAUCGAACUGCACUGAAGCUCACCGCUUCUCAAUCUCGGGUUUUGUGCACUCGUCUUACAUGGGAAGCUUGGAAACGAACGUUAAAAUCAAUUGAUCUCAAAAAAGGCUUUUUAGAAAUCGGUUAUACUUGGUGUAACAAUUCAAUUGUGACACCACGAACUCUACCUGGUUAUAAGUACGAUCCUAGUUGUGUACCUGAAAUACAACUAGAUGAUGAUGAGAAUGAUAAUGAUACAACAACUCGCAUCGAAGAGGAUGCCACAGCAGAUCGGUGUGAAGCUAGCACCAUUUAG
Adineta ricciae is the source of this 837-nucleotide messenger RNA. The record is from the annotation of a GenBank genome assembly. NCBI's taxonomy places the organism in Eukaryota, Metazoa, Rotifera, Eurotatoria, Adinetida, Adinetidae.